Procambarus clarkii (red swamp crayfish) is the source of this 1997-nucleotide messenger RNA. The record is from RefSeq and is a predicted model, not a curated record. Lineage: Eukaryota; Metazoa; Arthropoda; Malacostraca; Decapoda; Cambaridae.
GACCCAGCGAUACCCCUCACUCCACGCCCGUCUCUCGGGGCUGUCAGUAUACCCUCCUCCACUACCUUACUCGACCCCUUCGGUAAGGCUCCGCCCGCCUGCCUCACACUACACCUUCCUCCGCCCUAAGACUAAUGCCAGGAUGAUGAUGGUCAGUGUAUUGACGCCAUUGUUGGGGCUGCUGCUCUCCUUCUCCCCGGCCUCUGCCUCCUUCUCGAUGCCAUCACCAUGGGGCUACCAGUGCGAGUCUGGCAAGUGUCUGAAGCUGGAGAACACCGGGGUGACGAGGCUGGUGACGCUCAACCAGUGCAAGCUGACGUGCGGACCCUUUGGGGCGCUGUGGCCGCAGCCACAGACAGCGAGCAUCGGAACACAAGUGGUUCACUUCCUCCCCAAAAACGUCUUCAUCACCAACAGAGCUUCGGAGCAAAUCUGGCCUCUGCUGAACGAAGCCUUCGACAUCUUCAAAGACAACCUGGAGAAGUAUCACCCGGACUACGAUGGUGGUCCAGCUACCUGGGAAGAGCCCUGGGAGCCGUCGAGCGCAGCACAUACCUUGAGGGUGGUGUUUAAGGUGUCUGGAUUCUUAACUUACCUCAGCCUUGACACGGACGAGUCUUACGAACUCCUGAUGGUGACCGUUGGCUCGACCACAACAGCUACCAUCAAUGCGCAGACCUUCUUCGGCGCCCGCCACGGCCUCGAGACACUCUCGCAGUUGGUGGACUACCACGAAAACCGGAAGACAUUGAUGAUCGUCAGUUCGGCCUCCGUGUACGACGCACCAGCCUUCAAGUACCGCGGCCUGCUGGUCGACACGGCUCGUAACUUCCUUAGCGUGGAGGCCAUCGAGCGCACCUUGGACGCCAUGGCGGCCAACAAGCUUAACACCUUCCACUGGCACAUCACAGACUCCCACUCCUUCCCGCUCUACUUGGAGAGACUCCCCAACAUGGUCUACUACGGCGCCUACAGUUCCCGCGAGGUCUAUCACCCGGAGGAGGUGAAACAUCUGGUGGACUACGGCAGAGUGAGAGGCAUCCGUGUUCUCCCGGAGUUCGAUGCUCCCGCUCAUGUUGGCAACGGGUGGCAGUGGGCUGAGAAGCAGGGACUAGGCAAGCUGGCAGUCUGCGUCAACAGGGAGCCGUGGCAGUCGUACUGCGUGGAGCCUCCCUGCGGCCAGCUCAACCUCGCCAACCCCAACAUGUACCUCGUCCUAGCCCAGAUCUAUGAAGAAAUGGCCAAACUCUUCACUCCUCUCGACCUCUUCCACUAUGGCGGCGACGAGGUGAACCUCAACUGCUGGAACACCACGGAUGAGAUAACAGCGUGGAUGGUCGCCAACGACUUCGGGCUGGACGCCGACGCCUACUACAAGCAGUGGAGCGUUUUUCAGGAGAAGUCUCGUGAGCUCCUGACAACCGCCAACAAUGGCGUCGAGGUGCCCGGCAUCCUGUGGACCUCCCACCUGACGGAGAAAGGCCGCGUCGACCAAUACCUCAAUAAAGACAAGUACAUCAUCCAAAUCUGGACUAACGGCUCAGAUCCUCUCAUCGCCGAGCUGCUCCAGAAGAACUACCGCGUUAUCUUCAGCAACUACGACGCCUGGUACCUAGACUGUGGCGCUGGGGCUUGGGUGGGCGAAGGUUCCAACUGGUGCAGCCCCUACAAGGAGUGGCAGAAAGUCUACGACAACAGCCCUCACGAUAUAGCGCGAGACCUGACGGGUUCCACACACAAGGACCUGGUGUUGGGCGGCGAGGCAGCGCUCUGGACCGAACAGGUCGACGACGCUUCACUCGACACGAAGUUAUGGCCGCGAGGAGCCGCCCUGGCGGAGAGGCUGUGGACCAACCCGCCCACCACCUGGAGACAGGCAGAAGCCCGCUUCAUCCACCACCGUCACCGGCUCCUGCGGCGAGGUGUCCAGCCCGAGCGUAUCCAGCCCAAAUGGUGCCACCAGAACGACGGGUUCUGUUACCUCUAGACCUUCUGCA